GACCGCUGCGCUACAUAUAUUCUACCGCCAACGCUCCCGUUUCUACUUUGCGUUUCACCAAAAAGUGUUUUUCGGAGCUGGGGCUUACAUAUAUUACACCGAAUUAAAUCAACACCACUCUGCUAGUGUGCUACUAGUGGGCUUACGUGCAGCUCAUGUCAAAUACAUGUUGUGAACGCUGCAGAGAAUGUUAUUGCCAAGGGUCUUGGGAUGAGUGAGCAUCGGAGGCGACAUGUACGUGGAGAAAUGAACAGCAUAUAAGCACAUUAUAUGACCAGCGGGACACCAUGGAGGAGAUACAGAAGGAGGUCGUCCGGCUGUGCAACGGCUACCCGGAGGGUCUUCCAAUACAGGAGAUCCAUGGCCUCUACCAGCGGACCUACGGGAAACCCCUGCGUCUCGGGACCCCUAAAAGGUUUGCCCCGCUGCAGACCCUGCUUAGGAGCGUACCUGACCAUCUCUAUCUGUGCACCGACGGGGAGAUGGUAGUGUGGCCCAUCGCAUCUCGGCCAUCGGCCUCGCGGUCGGCACCUUCUUUCCCGUCGCCGCCGGCUGCCCUAGCAGCAGCAGCACGCGGCCCUCGGCUGGCCUCCCCGCGGAACGGCAGCUCCGGCGGUAAAGCGACGACCAUCAUGGGCGAAACCCGGGAGGAAAUCGUGGCCAUGAUUAAAGGCUUCCCCGGCGGCGUCCCCGGAAAGAAGGUGGCCGAGCAGUACAACCGGACGUACCACAAGAACCUGACCGUGGCCUCCUUGGGCUUCAAGUCCAUGGCCCUGCUGCUGGCCUCCCUGGACAAGGAGCUGGUGGUGCAGGGGGAGCUGGUGUUCCACCGGAGCCACUGGCCACCAGGGGUCGCCGACACCGCGCUCGAGGCCGGGGACGGGGACCAGAGCACUGCCCAAGAGGCGGGCGAGAGGCCUUCAGUGUCGGCCCUGGGGGACGGGCAGCCGGCGAAGGCCCGGAAGAAGAGGCAUCGAUCGGGGAGGGGAGCAUCCCCGGCCCCCCCUGCUGGCCAGCCGCUGGAGGUGAGUUCCUCUUCUGGAGGCGUCCCAUCAUUCGGCGUUUACCAAGCGCCUCUUGGAAAACACAGCGUUCCCGCCGGAGCAGGCGAGCCCGUAGAGACGCUGUCGCAAGAUCAGCUGUUGCAGAGGAUCACACAGGUUAUGAAGGAGGACAAAUUGGCUGGCGGGUCAAUGGCGCGGCUGGCCGAGAGCUAUUCCGAGCGGUUUGGGGAAGCUCUCCCGCUGGAACAGUACAUGACUCUGUAUGACACCUGGGAUUCCAGACGCCCUGGGAGACCAUCCGGGGCGUCGGCGGAAGCCGCAGAGCCGCGCAGGCCGGUGCCCACACAGCACACUGAAGCUCCCACCACGUCUUCCAUUGCGACUACAAAGGACUUCCUGUCCUUUGGCUCCCUGCCUUCCAACAUCCUUCCCCUAAUGCCCGCCCACUCCCUGGCUUCUGGCCUCCUGCCCUCCGGCGCCCUGCCCUCAGAGGUUCCCUACCCACAGCCCUUCGGCUCCAGGCAUACCAGCUCCCUGUUCUCCAACUCCCUGUUCUCAGACUCCCUGUUCUCCAGCUCCAUGCCCGCCGGCACCACGCCCACCAGCUCCUUGUUCUCCGGCCCCAGGCCCACCAACUCCCUGUUCUCCAGCUCCGUGCCCGCCGGCACCACGCCCACCAGCUCCUUGUUCUCCGGCCCCAGGCCCACCAACUCCCUGUUCUCCAGCUCCGUGCCCGCCGGCACCACGCCCACCAACUCCUUGUUCUCCGGCCCCAGGCCCACCAACUCCCUGUUCUCCAGCUCCGUGCCCGCCGGCACCACGCCCACCAACUCCCUGUUCUCCAGCUCCGUGCCCGCCGGCACCACGCCCACCAGCUCCCUGUUCUCCGGCCCCAGGCCCACCGGCACCACGCCCACCAGCUCCUUGUUCUCCGGCCCCACGCCCGCUGCCUCACUGCCCUCUAAGGUGGCCCCCCCGGUGGCCAUCGGCUCCCUGCCCAUCAAACCCCCGCCCGCCGGCCCAUCCGACGAAGACUUCCCGGCCCUAGGCGCGGUGGUGGCCAGGGAGCCCCGGCGGGCCACCCCGACCCGGCCGCCACUGGAGGAGACCCGGAAGAACUCCCCCGUCUUCAGGGACGACUACCACGGGCAGCUGCGGCACGUCCACGCGGCCAACCGGCGCGCGGCGGAGGUCCUGGAGGCGGACAACGAGGACGCCAAAGGCCGGAAGAGGAACCGCGUGCUGGACCCGGAGACGGUCAACAGCCUGGUGGAGGGCGUCAUACGCGACCUGGCCGAUGAGGGCGAGUUCGUCACGCAGGAGAAGGUGGUGUCCAAGGUGUGCAUGCUGAUGCAGGUCCCGUCCCUCCGGUCAGUGGGCAUCUUUCAAGCCUGGCACAUACCGGCAGUGAAGGAGCUUCAGUACACCAUCCGGGAGAUCAACAUGUUCCUUGAGUCCACCGAGGCGGCGACGGCCAUUUGCACCCUUUAUGAGCUGGGCCUGUCCCUGGCCGGCCUGAAGGAGAAGAAGCGCUACGAGGAGCUGAACCUGGGCCCGCUCUGCAAGCUGCCUAUCGUCCACCGCAUGUUCAAGAUAGACAGCAGCACCAAGGAUGACGAUAUCCCUCAGAUAGAGACCGUGGACAUCCUGAAGAGCCUGCGCCAUUUCAGGCACACCGAGCACAAGCAGAAGGUGGACCUCGCUGAGUUCAUGAAGCAUCUGGCGGACCAGCACAGCUGUGAGUCUCCCUACGAGCUGGGCAUCCGGAUCCAAAGCCUGGGCCUACCUAUAGCGACCCUGAACAAGGUGAUCCGCCUUGAGCAUCAGAAUCUCGAGCGGGCCCAGCAUCUGAUCCAGAGGGAGCUGGAGGAGGAGGUGACGGACAAAAUGAGGAAGAUGAAGAAGAACGUGAUGGAUCCCUUCUCCGCCGCCUCCUUCGGCGCCGGAAGUCUGGAGCUCCGCAAGAAGUACAUCUCCAUGGCGGCGGUGGAGGUCGUGCUGGAGGUCUUCACCAACGCGGCAGACAUCUUUAGCUCCAAGCUGAACAAGCGCGUCCAGGACUUCCUGCUGCAGGUGUCGGGCGAUCGGCUGUGUUCGGCCAUGUUCCAGCUGGCCAUCUGCGGGGGGUCCCUAGCCGUUCCUCAGGACCUGGUUGCCAAAGACCAGCCGGCGAAGGCUGCAGGGAAACCUGCUACACACGAGCCUGCGGUCGCCCUGCCCAGUGAAGAUGCUGUGAAGCAGUUCCUUAGGACCAGUCUGUCCAACCAGAGUACAGCUCUCUCUCUGAGCUCCAUGGCUUCUCUGGAGAAGAAGCUGAGCUCACACUUUAAGCUCCCGGAGUUUGGGUCUCUGCAGAGAGGAACCUUCCUGGAAUUCCUGGUUAAAAACGUCCAGCUGCUGCAGGAGACUGUAGGGGGCGCUGUGGCCCUGGGUGGUGGUGGCGGCGCAGAGCUCCAGGGCUGUGGCUUCCGGCCCAGCCGCCAGGAUGUGUUUGAGUUCAUCAAACAGUGUGGAGCGUUCACCUCCUCCGAGCCUGACGCGCUGGUGCACAUUGAGCGGGCUCUAAGGGCCCAUUACAGGGUGCGUGACAGCCGGGACCUGGGCUUCGGGCCCCUGAAGACGCUGGCUGACCUGGUGAAGCGCCAGAGAGACCUUCUGGGGGGCGGGGCCUGCGUCCAGGUCCACUAUGAGACGGCCCUGUUCGCCAAGCACAGCAGCACCACCGACGUGUGUGGAGCGUCUGUGGGUCUCCUGGGGGAGGUCUCCCAGGACCAGGCCCUGGCCUGCCUGCUGUCCUGCCCCCUGCUGGAGGACCUGGAGCAGUGGAGCCAGUGGGAGGUGGUCUUCAGGCCUGUCCACGGCCCGCUGAAGGACUUCAUCGAGAGGAACGCAGCCGUGCCGGCCAACUCUGAUUUGGCGGCCCUGGAGGUGAGCCCGGGGGUCCUACUCCGCAUCACCACGGCGACGGGCGACAAACUCUUCUCGCAGGCGGCGACGAACCUUGACCCCGUGGGCACCGCCGGCCACCUGGUGUCCAUGGCGGUGGCGGACGGCGUGGUCAACGUGUCCACGGCGCUCCUGGCCAAUCACAUGGAGAGCGCCCUGGCGGCGGGCGUGGCCAAUGCAGAUAUGUCUCAGGGGGACGAUGACGUGUCCAGCUACGGAUCUGUGCCCCGCUUCCUCCUUGAGAGCAUCACUCGGAUCCCCCCCAUGACCUGCCAGGCCCUGCUGCAGCAGGUGUUCCUGGAGCCUCUGUACCGGGUCUUGGGCCAGGCCAGCUCUAAAGCCCUCCUGCUGGCUGUGGCUCGCUCGGACCCCCGGCACCUCAACCGCCUGCACCAGCUCGCCAUCCGCCUGGGGGUCACAGAGUGGAUCAAGGACUACCAGAAGAAGAUGGACCCUCCCAAGCCGCGGGACACGCUCACGGCUACAAAGCCUGACUUGAUGGACUCCUUCGGCGGCAGCCUGUCCGCCCUCAACCUGAACGGCGAUGACGACUACCUGGACGAUCCCGCCAAGGAAGACAGCUCUGAGACGUCGUCGCUCAACCGCCAACGGCUCCCAGCCGAGAGUGAGAGAGAGGAGGACGACGUGGAGGAGGAAGAGGAGCCGCGGUACGAGCUCGUCAACAAAGAGACCCACAGCGACUAUCUGACGGCCAGCGAAUGCGACGGAGGCCGUGGGAUGGGCGAGGCAGAACUCUCUGAAACUGACGGCGUGACGGUGGAGAAGGAGGAGGAGGAGGGGGAAGACGCUGCUGACACUGAGGGCGAAGAGAACUUUGAGAGAGCCCUGAUCGAGGACAUAAGGAAGAGUCAGUUUGGCGUGGGUGUGGAGCUGACCGCUGAAUGCAAGAAGCUGAUGGCGGUGCAGCAGGAACGACUGGGCCGCAGCCUGGACCGCCUGUCCACAGAACUCUACAGCAAAGACGCACACUUUGUCCUGGAGCUCAUUCAGAACGCGGACGACAACACCUAUCCGCUGGAGGGGGGGGUGGUGCCGGCGCUGGUCCUGGUGGUGGAGAAGAACUGCAUCACCGUCCUGAACAACGAGAGGGGCUUCCAGGACCAGAACAUCAGGGCCAUCUGCGACGUGGGCCGCAGCACCAAGGGCAAACACAAAUACGGAUACAUAGGGCAAAAGGGCAUCGGCUUCAAGUCUGUGUUCAAGGUGACGGACCGCCCUGAGAUCCACUCCAACGGGUUCCACCUGCGCUUCGACAAGAAGAGCGGCCCCAUGGGGUACAUCCUCCCCCACUGGGUGGAGGAGGAGAGACCCCUGGACCUCCAGCAGAUCCCCAGCAUCGGCGAACACAGCUGGACCACAAAGAUCUGCCUCCCGCUACGGUCGGAGAGCCAGCAGACGAGGAACCUGUUCCACGACGUCCACCCCUCGCUGCUGCUGUUCCUCCACCGUCUGCGCUCCAUCACCAUAUACAACCAGUGUGAGCGUCGGGUGGUGGCGAUGACCCGACGUGACCGGAGCCACAACGUUCUGGAGGUGGAGCACACGGAGGGAACGGAGCGCUGGCUGGUCAUCAAGCGCACGCUGGAACCGAAGAAGAUCAAGGAGGAGGUGGAGUCCACGGAGCUGGCCCUGGCCUUCCUGUUGGGGGACAGCUCUCUGCCCGGUGACAUCAUCACCCAGCCCCAGAAGCAGCCCGUGUUCGCCUUCCUGCCGCUGCGCAGCUUCGGCUUCCGCUUCAUCGUCCAAGGCGACUUCGACAUCCCCUCGUCCCGUGAGGACGUGGACAGAGACAGCCCCUGGAACCAGUGGCUGCGCUCCGAGAUCCCCCAGCUCUUCGUCCAGGCCCUGAACGUCUUCAACGACCACCCAGAGUUCAGCGGGAUGAAGGGCUUGGUCCACUUCCUGCAGUUCGUCCCCCUGCCAGACGAGGUGCUGGACUUCUUCAAGCCGGUGGCCAGGCAGAUUAUACAGCUGCUGAAGGGCCAGGCCUUCCUGCCCACACUCAACUCAGAACGGGAGGUGGAGUACAAACUGCCCUCCCAGGUGGCCGUCUGCCAGGACUCGGUGAUCCGCAACGUGAUUGGCCGCGAGGAGCUGGACAGGCACCUGUCCCUGGCCUACCUCCACCCCAGCCUUCAGCCCCUGCCCCCCCUCUCCCUGCUCACGCACCUGGGGGUGCGACACCUGCGGGGCUCUGACGUUACCACGGUGACCACCGCCAUGGCCCGGGAGCUCACGGCAGGGGGCGAGCUGCACACAGAUGAGGGACUGCGCCGGCUCUCGCGGCUGCUGGUCUGUAACUUCCGGGCGCUGGAGUACGGCUAUGGCGAGGAGGAGCAGAUCCUGCAGGCGCUGCGGGAGCUACCCAUAAUCCCCCUGGCCGACGGGCGGGUGGUGGCGCUCAGCAGCGUGGGGGUCUUCUUCCCCAUGGAGAAGGCUGAGAAGAAGAAGGGCAAGCAGAAGCCAGCAGGACCCUUUGCGGCGCUGUACGAGGACGUGAGCGUGGUGCACCCCUCCCUGCUGGCCUGCGAGGCUCCCCUGGAGGCCCAGCAGGUGCGGGAGCUGCUGAAGAGGAUGGGCGUCCACGAGCUGGAGCCCCAGCAGCUGCUGGAGAAGCACAUCUACCCGGCGCUGCGCGACCACUCCUGGAAGGCCAAGCCAGAGGCGGUGGUGGUGAGCUACCUGGUGUUCAUCAAGCAGCACAGCUCCGCCUCCAGCUGGCCCCUCCUGGACACCGCAGUACCCGUCCGGACCAGCAGGGGGCUGCUCUGCCCCCAGCUCCACCGGGUGCACUUCUCCUCCGCGUACAACAACGUGGACCUCACCAAGAUACUGCCUGGCUGUGAUUGGCUGCUGCUGAGCCCCUGCUACGUGGAGACCGACGGAGACGUCGAGGGGUGGAGGGAAUUCUUCUCCGCCCUGGGGGUCCGGGACAACCUCAUCAUCCGCAAGGAGAGACGCACCCUCUCCCCCUCCGAACUGGCCGCCAGCCCCUGGGCUGUGGGGAGCGACUCCUGGCCCCAGGGCACAGCUGAGGGGGGCUACGUCAUGGACGACUACCCCUGCCAGGAGUUCCACUCCCUGGCCACGGCUGAGCUGCCCGACAGGCAGCUGGUGGAGCAGAGACGAGCGCUGCUGGGGAUGCUGGAGGACAACUGGGAGAAGGGCGACCGCUACUCCCAGUACAUCACCGCGCAGGUCGUCGACGCCGACGGCCAGCCCGCCAAAACCACCAAGUCCUCCUUCUUCCACUUCCUGUCCCGGCUGCCCUGGGUCCCGGCCUACCGGCUGCUGGAGGGCGGGGAGCGGCAGGUCCAGUACCUCGUCCCCGACGCCGUGUACCUGGUGUCCCCCGAGGUGCACGGCCUGCUGGGCGUGCACGUCUGCUACGUGGAAAAGACCCCCAGCGAGCUGAGUCGCAAGCUGGGGAUGAAGCACAGCGUCUCGGUGGAGGAGAUGAUCUCCUACCUCAAGACCUGGAGCUCCCGGCCGGAGGAGACGGAGGCGGAGGGCCGGCCGGGGCCAAAGUUCACCAGCACGGUGCAGCACGUCUUCAACGUGUACUCCUACCUGCAGAAGAACUGCUCCCAGGGGGCCCUGAAGGAGCUGUUCGAGCACACGCCCGCCGUCUACGUGGAGCACGACAGGCGUGAGGACGGCUGGACCUCGGGGGUCUUCUACCACCUGAAGGAGGUGUGCUGGAGCGACCCCACCCAUAUGUUCAAGCGCUACAAACAGCUGGUGCGCGCCCCCGACAGCCCCAUGCCGGAGCCCCGGCAGCUGGCCCCCUUCUACUCCCCCCUUGAUGGCAUGCGGGAGCUCUUCACCAGGCAGCUGAACGUGGAGCCCAGUCCCACCAUGUUCCAGUACGUGUGUCUUCUGGAGCUGGUGUGUGCCUCCUGCCCCAUGCCCACGGCGGAGGUUCUGCAGGACGUGUCGGUCAUCUACGCCCGCCUAGCUCACAAGUGUAAGACCACUACGUCACCAGAGCAGGACUACAUGGAUCCUGGUCAACCCAGGACCAUUAGCAGCUACUGCUCCACCCUCAAGGGGAUGGUGUUGGACAAGAAGGUGUUCCCCACCAAGGCCAAGAGCUGGGUGACCCUGGCCCGCCGGCCCAUGGUGGCGGACGACCGGGAGCUGGAGAAGAUCUUCAAACUCCAUCCCGGGGUGUGUCUGCUCAACCUGCCCCCUCCCGGCAAGAAGCAUGGGGCACUACCCAGGGGCAAGCCCGGAGACCACCGCGGUCCGGCCUUCCAGGAGGAGGACCGCGCCCUCUUCCUGGAGAUCUGCGGCGUGCGGCUGCUGUCGGACUGCGUGCGCUCGGAGCCGCAGACGGAGAACCUGCGGGCGUGCCCGGCGGUGCAGGCGCUGGUGCGCGCCGUGAUGCCCUACGUGCAGCGCUUCCUGUGCGCCCACGAGGAGCUGGCGGCCGUCUACCGCGAGCUGCAGGACGCCGGCGUGGCCCAGACGCUCCGGAACCUCCAGUACAGACAGGUGGGGAAGCUGUACAUCCGCUACCAGCUGUCGGUGGGGGGCGGCGGGGACCCCCCGGACCCCGACCAGGAGCAGCCGCUGCUGGAGAUGCAGGACGUGGUGUGUCUGCUGAGGGACGACAAGGAGCUGUACAUCCAGAAGGACCAUCUGACCGCACACAUGGACAUCUGCAGGGAGCUGGUGAAGCUGUUCUGCGUGGAGAAGGCCCACAGGAAGGAGCUCAUCGACUUCCUCAGUGGCUUGAUGACCUCACUGGACGACCCGGCGUCUCUGAAGCGCUUCCUGAAGAGGGAGGACGUGCAGGAGCUGCCCAAGGAGGAGGUGCCCUGGGAGGUGCCCGAGCCCCCCCGCCCUGAGCUCCCCCCAGCAGCACCCAGGCCGUUGGCGCCCCCGGAGGAGGCUCCCCGACGCGAGGAGGACGGAGAGCAGACCCUGGCCUGCUGGCCCCCGAAGGCCAGCAUGGGCACCGUGGCCACGUCCGGUCGCACAGGCGCCCGGAACGACAGCGACGCGGUGGACGCCGUCAUGAAGAUGUGGCCCCCCCCGGCCCCCCCGAAGGACCAGGACCUCGACAGGGGCGACCGCGGCCCCGCCUCCUCCGGCACGGGGGUGCCACAGGGCCCACAGGGCCCACCGCACAGCGGGGACCCAGGGGCGGCGGCGGCGGGCCAGCCCAGGCCCGCCUCGGACCAGCCCAGGCCCGGCUCGGACCUGCCCAGGCUCGCCCUCGACCACGCCCACACCGGCUCCCCCGGCGCUGGCCACGCUGGCAGCAGCCAGUCGUCCCCAGGGUCAGAGGGCGGCCAGCGUGAGGGUCACCCCCCGGGGCCCGGCGCCGGGUUUAGCGGCGGGGAAAGACCCGUCCACAGCGGCCCCCCACCGGACCAGCCCAAGACGGACUCAGACCAGUGUCCAGCAGCCGUCCAGCCUGUUCCCGAGCUGGUGGUGACGGGCAGCACCUUCCAGGGCACGGAGGGCGUGUCCCAGCGGCCCCCCCUGGCCAUGGACUUCCCCCAGUGGAACAAGAGCGCCCUACUGGAGCUGGAGGACAUGGAGCUGGCCUGCACGCGACCCACCACCGUGGUGCUGACGGACGUCCCGGGGGACCUGGCGGCCAUCGGGGCGUGGGGGGAGCAGCUGGUCCACUCCUUCCUGUGCCACUGGCGGGACGGCGACGCAGCCGACCGGCCCUCGGAGGUCACCUGGUGCAACCAGCAGGCGGAGAGCGGCCAGCCCUACGACUUCAAGCUGACCUUCCCCGCGGCGGCGGCGGUGGGGGCGGGCCCACAGCCCGGGGCUGAGGGGGCGGUGGUGUACGUGGAGGUGAAGUCGACGGUGAAGCGGGACAAGGCCUUCAUCCACCUGUCGGCCAACGAGCUGGACUUCGCCCUGACGGAGCGCGAGCGCUACCACAUCCUGCGGGUGUACAGCGUGGGCGACGCCCAGAACGUGCGCCUGUGCCGCGUCCGGAACCUGGCGCAGAAGCUGCACGCCAAGGACCUGGAGCUCUUCCUGUUCAUCUGACGCAGUGCUGUGAUUGGCCCAAACACAACACAACCCAGCCGAGCCCUCCCAACCCCCCCCCCUCCCUCUCCCACACCUGUAUCCUUGGUAGUUUGCACUCUGUAUUUUUAUUUUUAUUAGUCUGUGGACCAGGUGGUGGUUAGAAGCUGUGGUGACCUUUAACCCAAGAUGAGGACCUGCUGGUGGCCUCUGUGUCGUGCUGGGCACUAUUUACUGUUUCUACUCAGGCACUGAAAACGGAAGGGAUCUUGACUGCCUCUGCACAGGCUGUUUGCGUUGUUCUGGAUUUGUGUACUUUGUUCCGAUUUUUUACUAAAUUAAUUAGUGUUUUUUAAUCGCUGCUUUUAUCUGUGUAUCCACUGUCAUUUGUCAGCAGCGUUUGCACUUUUCCUUUUAAAAAUGUUGAAUUUUACAAAGGUUGUCCAAUCUUUUCUCAACAGACCGUAGCGUCGACUGCCCAGAACUUUUAUGGUAUUUGUGAAGGCUUUUCCUCCAGUUUCAGCAUCUAAACCAUUCCCUGUUCAGGCACACAUUCACAAGGUUUUUAAUAUUGAUGCUUCUGUUUACCUGUGGCAUUUUAAUCUAAAUAAAAAUGUUUCUGACUUGA
This is a messenger RNA of Gadus macrocephalus (Pacific cod), 10599 nucleotides long. RefSeq lists its product as uncharacterized. NCBI's taxonomy places the organism in Eukaryota, Metazoa, Chordata, Actinopteri, Gadiformes, Gadidae. Bases 288 to 9992 code for a protein of 3234 amino acids. The transcript has 49 exons. The record is from RefSeq and is a predicted model, not a curated record.